Messenger RNA from Sungouiella intermedia, 765 nucleotides. The record is from the annotation of a GenBank genome assembly. NCBI's taxonomy places the organism in Eukaryota, Fungi, Ascomycota, Pichiomycetes, Serinales, Metschnikowiaceae.
AUGAUUGCCAGAUUUGCUCGUUUGUCUGCUGCUCCAAAACAAUUGGUGAGACCAUCUAUUCAGCUCGUCAGAACUCAGUUCUACUCUACCUUCAAGCCUGAAGAUCAGCCUAGAGUCAGAAUCGGAUCGGUGGCUCCAGACUGGUCCGCAGAGACCACCCAGGGUAAAAUUAACUUCCACGAGUUUGUAGAGAAGAACAAGAAGUGGGUUGUUCUCUUCUCACACCCAGCAGACUUCACUCCAGUGUGUACCACCGAGUUGGGAGCAUUCUCUAAACUUGCUCCAGAGUUUGCUAAGCGUAAUGUGACUCUUUUGGGAUUGUCCACUGAGGGUGUUGACAGCCACAACAAGUGGAUCAAGGACAUCGAGGAUGUGACCGGUGGAAACCCUUUCAGCUUCCCAAUCAUUGCUGACCCAACCAAGGAAAUUGCUUUUAAGUACGAUAUGGUUUCUGAGGAGGACUUCCACAAGUUGGCCAACCAGAUGGUUGCUACUGUGAGAUCUGUGUUCAUCAUUGACCCAUCCAAGAAGGUCAGAUUGAUCAUGACCUACCCAGCCUCCACUGGAAGAAACUCUGCUGAGGUUUUGAGAGUGAUUGACUCGUUGCAGUUGACUGACUCCAAGGGUGUUGUGACUCCAAUUGACUGGACUGUUGGAGAGGAUGUGAUUAUUCCACCUACUGUUUCGGAUGCUGAUGCCAAGGCCAAGUUUGGAGAGUUCACCACUAUCAUGCCAUACUUGAGAACCACCAAGUCUCCUCAGUAA